GAAGAAUAUUCAAGUCCACAUAUUUUACAUCAGUCGGCUGGAAGCAGUUUUACGUAGAGGACGCCUGCCUUAUGAGUCGCCAUCAUGAAUCUGUUCGCAUUCGUCAAACUUGGAUAUGCCAUGACCAUUGCAACCCUCCUGCUCAUGUUCUGGGCGUCAAUGGUUAGAAUGCAUGAGCUACCAGUCCAAUAUCCUCCCUGCUUCUUCAAUCCGCUCUGCACUUGUUCGAAAGCAAUUCCAGACCUUGGAAUUGUCAACUGCGAAAAUGUACCGAUGCCCAGAAUCCCGCAGCAGAUCAACUCCUCCAAAGUUUUCAUUCUCAAAUUGGGUAAUAACGGAUUACGACACAUUCAGCCCCAGUUUCUCGUCACUACAGGCCUCUACAAUCUGCAAAUAAGAAAUAAUCCCCUAUCGGAUAUACCGGACGAGGCGUUCCUAGGGCUUGAAAGAUCGUUAUGGGAGUUGGAGCUACCUUACAACCAGCUUGUUAAAGUACCCAGCAAGUCUUUUAGACAUCUCCAGAAAUUGAAAAUCCUCGACUUGACAGGGAAUCAGAUCUCCUCGAUUGCAGCAGACAAUUGGCGAGGUCUUGAAAACUCCUUGCAAACUUUGCGACUCGGAAAGAACACGAUCGAUAAACUGCCAGCCGAUGCAUUCUCCGGACUGAAAUUCCUCGAAACACUCGACUUGAGGGAGAAUAAUUUAAUGGAGUUCGAUUCAUCGGUCUUUCGCGACGGAAUGGCGCAUUUAAAUUAUCUCUAUCUGAGUGGAAAUCAGUUGACGAUGAUCCCCUAUAGUCAGAUAUCGCCGUUGAAGCAUUUGAAAAUACUGGACUUGAGUUACAAUCAGAUCCGGAGGAUGCUCCAAACGCAGACUGAACCAGAAAUUCAGGGAUUACAGAUUUCUUUGGAUACUCUAAGGCUGGACUGGAAUCAGAUUGAGACCCUACCAGUUGCCUCUUUCCAGCAUUUUUUCAAAGUCAAUAAGACGUAUUUGAGUGGAAAUCCUAUUGGGCAUGUGGAGGAAGGUGCAUUCAAAGAUUCGAAAAUCCGAGAGCUCUAUUUCACUGAUUGUGACAUCAGGGAAAUAGAUUCAGCAUCAUUGAGAGGUUUGGAGUCAUCGCUGGAGCAUCUAGACUUGUCCGGGAACAACAUAACUGAUCUUCCCAACCAUGUUUUCCAAGAAUUUGAUUUCCUGAGAACUCUGAUUUUCCGGGAGAACAAGAUUACAACAUUCUCUCCACAAGAGGUAUUCACCGGAUUUCAAUAUUCUCUCUACAACCUGGAGCUAAGUGGACGGGAAAACGCAGCUGUAUCUCUCCAAGACCUCCGUCAGAUGCGGAACCUGCGAUUCUUAUCGAUAUCCAAAAUGCCUCAGUCGACUCUCUCCCCCGACGACUUCCUGGAGUUCGGAAUUGACGUCAAGGAACUGCACAUUAUCCAGAGCAAUCUCAAUACCAUCAAGGGUCACACCUUCACCCACGUCCGGGGGAUAAAAUACUUGGACUUCUCGGAGAACUCCAUCUCCUCAAUCGAGGAGAACGCUUUCACCGAAGUUGGACACUCGCUCAUAACUCUCAAACUCGCUCAUGCACUGUCCAUGACCGAAGUACCAGCGAAACCAUUUGCAGCACUUACUAAUCUUCAGUAUCUGGAUUUGAGUAAUAAUCAGCUUCGCUCGAUGCCUGAGAAUUCGUUCCACUUUUUGAAGAGGAUCAAACGGAUUGAGAUUCAGGAUAAUGAGAUUUCGGAUAUUAAGAAGGGAACGUUCCAGGGUGACAUUCACUCCACUCUUGAAGAAGUCAACUUCGGCUACAAUCAGAUAUCGAACCUCCAAACCCACACAUUCGUCGAUCUAGCGGCGAUGACAAUCCUCAACCUUCAGGACAACAAGAUCGAAAAGAUCGAGAGACGAGCGUUCAUGAACAUGAAUCGUCUCAAGUACCUGAAUCUCAGAGGAAAUAAAAUGAAGACCAUCAACGACGAGUCCUUCCAGAAUCUACCGGACCUGGAGUUCCUCGAUAUGGCUUACAAUCAACUUCCUGAGUUUGAUUUUGAAUGGUUCGAUCAAGUCGGCACUCUUGCAGCACUCAAGGUCAAUGCGAGUCACAAUGGGAUUACACGAUUGAAGAUCAAUUCCUCGAGUUAUCUUCCGGCCACUAGCAUGUAUUUUGCUGUUGGUGGAACUCUGCAAUCGAACAUCAAGGUCCUGGAUCUCAGCUGGAACAAUAUAACUGACAUAAUGAAGUUCUACUUCCGUCCAGUGGAGUACUCAUUAACCCACUUGUACCUGUCACACAACGAGCUGAUGAACAUGACUCAAGGUGUCUUCGGAUCCCUUCCUCACCUCCAGUGGUUGGAUCUGCGUCACAACGACAUCAUGGAGAUCGAGUUCGACUGCUUCAGGAAUACAAAGAACAUUCAGGUGCUUCUGCUGUCCCACAAUGAUAUCGUGGACAUACCAGCAGACGUUCUGAGGACACUGAAAAAACUCAGGAUUCUGGACCUCUCUCACAACAGACUGAGAACACUUCCGGAUAACGUCUUCACUGAGCCCAAUCUUGAGAGCCUGGAUCUGUCGCAUAAUCAGUUCAUGAGAUUGCCGAUUAAGUCGCUGGCUGGACCUGCUGCUGGAUCCCUUUCGGUUCUUGAUAUGGGAUGGAAUAUGCUCUCUGGGAUUCACACGACUGAUUCUAUAUCAAGGCUCAAGGGUCUCACCCACUUGGACGUCUCCUACAACCGGCUGGUGCGCCUGGACGACGGUGUCUUCUCCGAACUCCCCCACCUGACAGAGCUGGACCUCAGCCACAACAAGCAGCUCCUCCUGGAGAGCCGGGGCCGCACAUUCUACGGCCUGGAAGACUCCCUCCUCACCCUGGGCCUCAGCAACAUCUCGCUCCUCAGCGUCCCCGAGCUCCCCUUCCACCGUCUGCGUACCCUGUACCUCGCCAACAACGAGCUCGCCUCGAUUCCCGCCGAGCUCGCCUCCAACCUCUCCUCCCUCCACCACCUGGACCUCAGCCACAAUGACCUCACAGUCGUCCCGCUGAUCACUCACACCCUCUCAGAACUCCGGAGCUUCAACCUCGCCUACAACCCCAUUACUGCCGUCACCAACACGAGCUUUCUGGGUCCAGCAGACAGUCUCAUCGAGCUCGACAUGCGAAGACUUCCGCUUUGGACUUUUGAGAGUGGCGCCCUCUGCAAGGCCUCGAAGCUGCGCUCCCUCCACGUAACUGCCUAUACCGCAAUCAAAAACUUCAACUUGCCGAGUUUACUGGAGCAUAAUCACGGCCUGAGACAUCUCCACAUCGACAUUCAGAACGAAACGAAUUUGGAGAAAGAGAUGAGGGGAAAUUUUCCAGCUAAACUUUACAACUUCACGUUCAGCGGACGGGACUUCAAGGCCGUCGACAAGGGCAUCUUGAGAGGGAUGAGGUCGCCUCAUCUUCACUUUGCCCUCUUCAACACUUCUGUCAGUAAAGUUCCCAGGGAGAUGUUCGAGACGGCCAGAUCAGUCAGGAAUGUCACUGUUAAUCUCUGGAAUAAUGACAUAAAGACUCUCGAGAAUCCGUCGAAUGGACACAAACCUGGGGCGGCCAACAAGAAGUUCUUGAUGAGGCUGAGGAUGGCGGGGAGUCACUUGACCUGCGACUGCGAUAUUGGGUGGAUCGAGGGCUGGCAGAGGAAGCAGAGGCAGUACCAGGAGGACAGGUGCUCCUAUCUACCUCUUCGACAGUAUAACUUCGAGAGGGACGAGAAUAAUGAGUACAGCUGCUGGGAUAACGGGUGGGAUGAUGAUCUGAGGGAGAGCUACUGCUCGAACAAGAAUAAUAAGUCUGUGCAGAAGACGCUGAAGGAUGAUAUCGAGUGCGGGUGGUCUUCAGCUUUCAGCUUCCAGGUCUCUUGGGGUCUCAUGGCUAUUGCGGCUGUCUUUGCAGCUUAUGCUUAUUGAGAUUUCGGGAGGAGGCGAUGGGAAUUUGACAUUGUUUCGUCAAUUGAAAGGGGGGAGAGUUGCAGGGAGUUUCCUGGGGUUCCUCAUCGAUUGAUGAAGGAUUUCUUCGAAGGAGGUCAUGUGGGAGAGGUGAAGUGUCUUGGUUAAUAUUCGGAAGGGCUUGAUGUGAGGAGAUUCUUGUGUAGAAUAAGUGCAACGAGAGUUGUGUACUGAAUAUAAAGUAAUGUAAUAUUAAGAAUGAUUAAGAAUAAAUGAAUUGUGAAGACGA
This is a messenger RNA of Diachasma alloeum, 4222 nucleotides long. It is a transcript of the gene chp, whose product is annotated as chaoptin. The transcript has 9 exons. The record is from RefSeq and is a predicted model, not a curated record. Gene Ontology annotation, molecular function: protein binding. NCBI's taxonomy places the organism in Eukaryota, Metazoa, Arthropoda, Insecta, Hymenoptera, Braconidae. Bases 85 to 3954 code for a protein of 1289 amino acids. Gene Ontology annotation, cellular component: extracellular matrix.